CGCUGCGGUUUCCUUCAGAGCUUCCUAAAUGUCGCGGACACCCGGAAGUGAUUGCAAAUUUAAACAGCCAUCACAGUAACAAUAAACACGCACUCUAACUGCACGAGCUGCACGAUGAAUCCUUAACUCGCGGGAAACUAGGCUGAGGAUCGGGCAGAGGAGUGGUUGAAGGUGGAAGAAGCAGUACAGGCUGACGGCAGCAGUAUGGAAGAAGAAAGUAUGGCUGAGGCAGAACAAGGAGAUGCUGGGAGCAAUGGGGGAGAAUCCAGCAUGGACAUGUCCAACAACAAUCCACCUAAAAGAGGAAGGGGAAGGCCACAAGGUUCAAAGAAGUUGAAGGUUUGUGUUACGGACGUUAACCUAAUGGAGCUGGUUUCAGGCAUGUCCAACGGUGGGUCCACUCAGCCACACAGAGGAAGAGGGCGUCCAAGACUCUCAAAACAAACAGAACAGCAAGGAUCGGGAGAUGAUACUGAUAAUUCUGUACAAACUCCCAGGCGUCCAGGGAGGCCGAAAGGGUCCAAGAACCAGGCCAGUAACAAAGACACUCUUAUGACAGACCAUUCUCCUAAGAAAAGAGGCAGGCCAAAAAAGUCUCUUGACAAAAGCACCCAUGAGAAGGUCGAUAAUGAAGACUUACCGAAUGGUGGCUCUGAUACACCAAAACCAGGAAGGGGUCGCCCAAAAGGAUCCACAAAGCGCAAGAUGGAAAGUUUAACAAGUGGUGGAGAGAAUGAAGGCAGUUCUGUAACACCUAGAAAAAGAGGUCGACCCAAAGGCUCUCUCAAUAAAACACACAGGCUAGAGAAAGAGGAGAGCAGCGGGGGGGAGACGGAUGUUGAUGAAAGCCUAAACUCAAUGAAAAGGGGGAGAGGUCGGCUUAGAAAGGUUGAGGUGAAUAACACUAGGGAGUCGACACAGGAUACAUCGAAUAGCAUCUCAAAGGUAGCACGAAGAGGGAGGGGAAGGCCAAGAAAAAAUAUUGAACACAGCAGAGAUAAACAAGGACUGAUCACAGAUGGUUCCCAGCCAGUUAAGAGGGGAAGAGGUCGACCUAAAGGCUCUUUAAACAAGAAACCCCCCGCAUAUAAGGUGCACGGUAAGGUAGGUCGGCCUCGGAGAGUACACGUCCCACCAGCAAGAGGGAAGCGUGGUCGUCCAAGAAAACAACCAGCUAAAAGGGGACGGCCAAGGAAGUACCCUUUGCCGUCACCCGAGGAACUGAAAAAGCCCAAAGUGUGGAAGCCUCUGGGAAGGCCAAGGAAAUACCCUCGUGUCGAUCCUCCAGAGGGAGUUCCACCAGCCCCUCGACGAAGCCGUGGACGGCCUCGCAAGUCGGCAUCCAAGAAAGGCGCUCACUUGCGUAAAAGUUUGCCCACCACUGCAUCGUCACCACGCAGUGAUGGAUCCCCGAGAAAAAGGGGCCGCCCCCCAAGUACUCCAAAAAAUGAAGCAGACACUCCGCGGAAAAAAAGGGGGCGCCCUAAAGGUUCAGUCAACAAAAAUAAAGCCAGAAGUGAAACUCAGCUAGACGGCUCACUCUCAAAGAGUGAUUUGUCUGCUGUUGAGGAGGAACAUGAAGGAGAGUCUUUAGAACAGAAGCACGAAACAGACACGACGACCGUCGAGCACCAAGGAGAUACAGAAGAAGUGCUCGAACAGGAAGCAGGCUUUGAAGUUAGUAAUCAGGCUUGAUGAACGAUCUCGGUCUGACCAAAAAAGUUGCUGUAGUAGUUGCUGUUUGAAACAUUGAAUACAAUCUUGUCAAUGAAAACACGUUUUUAACAUUUUGUCAGUCGGGUAGACUAGAUACUCAGCAGCUCUUCUGUUUUCCUGACUAACUUGUUCAUGUUGUUUUAUUGUGCUUGUUUUUUUUUUUUGUUUUUAAAACAACUUAAUUUCUCAUCUGAGUAAGCAGUAGUACUAAUAAUCUUUUACUCGAACUGGGCCAUGUAAACAGU
This is a messenger RNA of Larimichthys crocea (large yellow croaker), 1961 nucleotides long. Its product is annotated as serine/arginine repetitive matrix protein 1. The record is from RefSeq and is a predicted model, not a curated record. Gene Ontology annotation, cellular component: nucleus. Bases 205 to 1695 code for a protein of 496 amino acids. Gene Ontology annotation, biological process: regulation of DNA-templated transcription. The transcript is spliced from 2 exons. NCBI's taxonomy places the organism in Eukaryota, Metazoa, Chordata, Actinopteri, Sciaenidae. Gene Ontology annotation, molecular function: DNA binding; transcription coregulator activity.